Messenger RNA from Corvus hawaiiensis (hawaiian crow), 2603 nucleotides. RefSeq names its product matrix extracellular phosphoglycoprotein (gene MEPE). Gene Ontology annotation, biological process: biomineral tissue development. Gene Ontology annotation, molecular function: extracellular matrix protein binding. The record is from RefSeq and is a predicted model, not a curated record. The transcript has 4 exons. Gene Ontology annotation, cellular component: extracellular matrix. NCBI's taxonomy places the organism in Eukaryota, Metazoa, Chordata, Aves, Passeriformes, Corvidae. Bases 19 to 2205 code for a protein of 728 amino acids.
CUCCAGGAGCAGACCAAGAUGCAAAUAUCCCUCGUCUGCCUGUGCCUGUGCCUGCUCAGCACAGCCCUCGCCACACCUGUGCCGCCACCGCUUCCUGGGGGAGCUUCUGGGAACUGUGUGGGACAGCACCGGAUACUUCUGAAAGGAUGCAACGGCAAGCAUGGCUUCUACAUUUUCAAAUACGUCUACUCAUUCUCAACACGGAGGAACCAGACACAGAUAAAGAAAGAAGAGGCUGACCACCAGAGUAUCAUCCCCAGCCGCCGGUUGGAUGAGGACAAUGCCAGGCGGGAGCCACCAGAGGCCAGGACAGCCCCAGAACACAGUGACAACAGCAGCACUGAAGUAAUUGAGUAUGGGAUUGUCCUCAAGGCUGAAAACCGCAGCACCCCGGGCAUUGGCAGGGACGGUCCCAGUCCUCAUCCUGGCACUGGCACGCGAGCACGUGGCAGUGGUGGUGGCACAGGUCCCACCCUGUCCAGCUCAGAGGGCAGUGGCGAUCUGGAUUUGGUGGUGGAAGUUGAUGGCAGUGUUCCCAUCCUUCCUCAGGGUGAACGCCCCAGUCAGGCUGUGGUGGGGAACAGGUCCAGUGUCAAGAGUGAGGACAAGGAUGAUGGUGACCCCAGAGUGGUUCCAGCGGAGGGCGCCAUGACUACCGGGAGGGGGAGGGCCCCUACCACCAGAGUGGCAGGGGAUGAGGGCAGCGGGGAGGCCACUGUUUCUGGCCAAGGGCAGGAGGGUGUCAGGCGAGGUACAGGGACAGGAGGCAUCGCUUUGUUCUCUGUCACUGAGAAGACUGAGGAUGUCCAAGUGGAUACCGCUGGUGUGGAUGAAUAUGCUUACAUCCCUGACUCGGGCAGUGUCACCAUCACCCGUGGGAGCCUGGGCAGCACAGACGGGGCAACCAGCUUCACCCAGGUCUCUCCGGACAAAAAUGACGAAGUCAACAUCUUCAUUGGGAGGGACAAAAUCCACGUGGGAGAGCAGGAAACUACCCUGGCCGGUGCCACAGUAGGUAACGAGGAUGACGGCAUCCCGUCUGAGGGAACCAGCAGCCCCCUGCCCAGGCUGGGCGUCACUGCGACACCCAGUGGUGGUGACGAUGACAGCAUCCCUGCUCACAGCCAGCCUGAACGACCGGCCACCACAGCCACCCCAACCCGUGGGGACAGUGUCACCAGCAGCCCCAGGGAUGGCCAUCCUACUGGAGAGGAUGAGAAAGGUGCCACCACCAUGGGUGUUGAUGGAGGACUGGUAACCCCUGUCCCCUGGAGAGUCACUAGUGGUGACAUUACCAGCCCCACAGUGUCCAGCAUCCGUAGGAAAGACGAUGAUGAGGUGGGAGGAGAGGGGCAGAGGUUCAAGGGGAAGCCAGGACAUGUGGCUACCACGACCCCCCGCCAGUGGGGUAACACGGAGGCCGCUGGCACUGUCCCAGCCGAAGGGGCCAGCAUCCUCCUGGCCGCUACCGAGGCAGACCGCACCACCCCGUCGGUGACAGCCAGCAGCCGCAAGGCAGGCAUGAGCACUGUGCUGGGCAGGGGAGGGAGCGGGGAAGUGGGGACAGCCACCUCCCAAUCCCCCCGUGUGAAGGGACGGCCCGGGGCAGGGGUGAGGGUCCGUCCAGGGGGAGCAGGGCUGGACAAGACACCCAGGACGGACAAAGCACCAUCCCCAGGUGGGAAACCCAGCAGCUGGGCGUCGAGCGGAGCCCAGACCAGUGUUGGCGGCUAUGAUGGCAAUGCUGGGGGCAGGUCGCAGGCCAUCAAAGCAGGGGCUAGCCCCACUCCACAGGCAGGGCACGACAUGGACAGCACGGUAGCAGGCAGGGGCCGGGAGCGGGGCCGAGGCGGCGAGAGCGGGGGAGCAGUGCCAGGGGCCGGGGACGGCCGCAUUCCCGGGCACCACGGCAGGAGGCUGGGGGCUGGGGCGCCGGGCACGCUCGCGACGCUGGGCCGCAGCAGGCAGCUGGACCAGGUGAAACGCGCUGACGAGCUCCACGUCCGCGAGCGGGCCUUUUACAGCCUCGGCGGGGCGGGCGGCGGCCCCCACGGCCCCUACCCCGGCCCCGGGAGCGCCGACAGCAGCCAGUCCUCCGAGGGGGACCAGGGCAGUCAGAGUGAGAGCGGACAGAUGGGACUGCAGCCCUCAGGGUGGGGAUCCCCAGGGUACCCCCAAGGCCGCUGGAUCCAGGGGCCCCUCUGAGGCGCGGCUGGUAUCCACCCCGGCAGGCUCCAGCGGUGGAGUUGGGGGGUCCCACAUGCCGCGUUUUCCCCCUUGGCGUCCCCGCCACGGGCUCUGCUCUCGCCUGGGUGAGGGGCAGGUUGCUGGGGGGCACACGGUGCUUCACAGCCCAGGAGCCAAAAAUCGCUGGUUCAUGCGAUCUGCUGUUAAUUUGGGGGAGGCUGCACAUGGCACAGCAGCAGGGAUGUGUGGGUGUGCUGUGCUAGACAGCCAGGGAACAGCAGCCAUGCUACAUGGCAUAGGGUAGCGGUGUUUGUGCACUGAUGCGAAACAAGUAAAGAAGCAGUGAGAAAAAGCCUCUGUCCUCACGGUUUCACUUCCAGUUACUGGAGAAAUAAAGGCAUUUCUGUAUCUGAGGA